CGUAACCCCAACCAACAUUCAACUCAACCGACUUCCAUUCUUCUAAACUUCGCUCGUCUACACUACAUGACCAGCCGCAACAACCGCAACAUCGUCACUGCCGCCCGAGGAGACACUCCAAGAGGACGCUCAUCUUCCGGAAGCACCCCAAGGACAACUCGUCAAUCGGCUGGGCAGCGAAGCAGCAGCGAACGACGACGUCCACAGAGCCGCCCAGGUACUACUCGACAACAGGGAAGACCACAAACAGCCGAAAGACCUAAAACCGUCGAGGACAGCAACGAAGAUGCAGCGUUCAUUGAGCAGCUUCAGGCCUGGGCCCAGGAGACUUCGCGGAAACAGCUGACGGAUCUGGAAUCUGAGUUCGAGCGUCUUCAGAGCCAACCGCGACCGGAACCAUCUGAGGAAUUUGCACGCAAUCCAACACUGAACCGUUAUCGAGAUGUCAUCUGCGUCGAGAACAACCGGGUCGCUCUGACAAACGGACGCUACAUACACGCUAAUUGGAUUGAUAGCCAAGGUGAUCGGCGAUACAUCUGCACGCAGGGCCCUCUUCCGCAGACAGUUGGCGACUUCUGGGAAAUGGUUCUGCAGGAGAAAGUUGAGGCGGUUGUGAUGUUAUGUGACACCGUUGAGCUCAACCGUCCCAAGUGUCACCAGUACUGGCCUAAGGAUAAUACACCAGAAUCGGCAAUCACCAGUCGGGACGGCAACAUAAGAGUUCGGUUCGUGGACACGGAGGCACUGGACGACAACCAUCUUAUUCGGACACGCCUGCAGGUCACCAGCGACAAUCCAAAGCGGCAAGCGAACGUUCGUCACUUCCAUUGGAGACGUUGGCCCGAUCGUGGAGUGCCUAUGAACCAUCUCGCGGCGCUGCGACUGCUCUUCUACAUCGGGAAAUACAAGCCAAUAGUCGUCCACUGUUCGGCAGGUAUUGGCAGGACCGGGACUAUCGUCAUGAUCUACUUGGCUCAGAACACACUGCGCUCUGGGCAGCGUCUGGACUUCUACGAAUUGGUGGCAGAUUUGCGUCGUCAACGGGCAGGCAGUGUGCAAACCCUGGAUCAGUACCUGUACAUCUACAGCGUCUUUCUCCGGUACGCGAAGAACAAGGCUGAUGCGGGCAGGUUCAAAGUGGACACGGAAGCAAUUGACAAAUUGAUUCAGGCCAUAUCUAAGCGCAUCUACAAGCAGACUAAGCGUUAGUUGGGACAGAGGAAUGUUCUGCUGUGAUAUAGUGAUAUGUUCAUGUAUAUUCAUUGUUGUAUUUUGCUUGUGUAUUCGCUUGUAUUUGUAUGUUGACCUCAUAAUUGUGUAUAUAUAGUUGUGAUUAUGUAAAUAAAUAUAUGUAUUUGUGUUUGUUGUUUUGUUUUUAUCAUAGGGUCGAAAUAAACGUUUAGC
Messenger RNA from Meloidogyne enterolobii, 1404 nucleotides. Lineage: Eukaryota; Metazoa; Nematoda; Chromadorea; Rhabditida; Meloidogynidae. The record is from the annotation of a GenBank genome assembly.